GGACAUCGUGCGGCGGUGAUUCCACGAGCUGUGAAACAACACACAGAGACGAAGGGGCGCGAGAGUGAAUCUCGCUAGGACUCGCUGCAGGUGUUAGUGAGGUCUGGUGUGUAGGAACUGCUGAAGCAUCGGGUGGCCACCGUCGAGAGAAUCGCCAACAGAUAUAGAGAAUCGCGUGAGCCGUGUGGAAGUAACUGCGGAAAAAUUGAAGCAAAAAUCUCACUCUUUUGUUAUUAUUAUAUCAUCAUCACAAAAAUCAAACAGCGUCGUAAUAAAGCGGAACAACAUAUUGUAUGCGUGCAAGUGGUUCGAUUAGUUCUGUAGUUUGGGGCGUUCAUCGAUGAGGUUCCGGCAAGUAGAAAAAAAGUGAAUUUCAUACACACACACCCGGGAACGGCGGUAGAGGAGGAAUGACGGCUUGAGUGUGGCGACAAUGGCAAACAUUAGCGGGAGUAAUGACGCGAUAAAUAGAUGUAAUCAGACACGAAAAACUGAUGUGUACAUACAAGAGAGAUAAUCGACAAAGUGUUCCACACGGAGAAUCAGCAGCAGAAGUUACCGGAAAAAAACGUCGACUAAAAUGGCCGUCGAUCAAAGUUCGGCUCGAGAGUAGAGUAUCUCGUGGAGAAGAGCUCGCAUGUGAGCAGUGUUAGCGCGAAAAAAAAAUACACCAUAAGCUAUUUAUCCAGGACAUUUUCCACCAUACAAAAAGGGCAGUCAAAGGCGAAUUUUCGCUGAUGCGUAGAUUGCGGAAACACGCAGACAAACAACCACCACGUAACGAACCGACCAAGUAAUCGAUAAUCAAUAAGCGGAGUCUUUGAAGCCAAAAAAAAAAAAACGUACGCGAGAGCAAAACCAAAAUACGCACUUAGAAUAGUCUCACAUCCCGGCAGUGCUCGGUGGCUCUGUCAUUCCGAAGGGGUUCGUCGACAUCUACGGUACCAUAGUAGGCGAGCUGCUGCAGUCCGUCAGGAGCAAUGCUGUCGAAUGUUUACAACCAUCGGCGUCGUCAAUCGUGUCUCAAACCGUUCCGAUACAAUCGAACCGUCAAUUGUACCGUCAACAGCAGUGAGAAAACCUGAACGUCCGACCGGAACGGUCAGUCAUUUAGUUCUACUAUAGUAACAACGUAGUGGUGUUGCGGUGAAACUACGGCACACGAAAACGCCAUCACACCGGUCCUUAUCAGUAACGUCUCGUCGCAAAAGGGGUGACUUUCGGUGUCAGGAAAGCAGAAAUCCACCGGCAUCCCUCCGUAGGUCGUCCAGCGGAAUUACGUGUGUAGUGAAAGUAGCAACUGUUUCCGUCGUCCGGGUGUUGAAACGGUUAAAAUAUCGCUCGCAAAAUGGGCGAAAUCUGUUAUCUCGAUGUAUUGUGCAAACUCAUUCGUUGAUUGUUGUGUCAAACCAAAAAGCAAAAAAAAAAAGUUACAAUCUGUUACAUACGCUGUUGGGCUUAAUCGUAUCGAUUGUUUUGCUCCGUGAUGGGGCACGAAUAUACAUGCAUUCGAUUACAAGAUAAGCAGCAAAGGAACAAAUGGAAACAAGUUAUAGGCAAAGCUGCUAAAAGCUGGGCCGAAAACUAGGUAAAAUAAAGUGUGUUAAUAACUGUGAUAUUACGUAAAGUUACGAAUAAGCCGAAAUUCGUCAGUCCGGCAUCGAAAAAAAAGAAGCGAAAAAAAGUAGGAAUAUUUUUGGUGUGUCCUCGCAAUCGACCGACCGACCGGACACGGCAAGGUGUGUGACAGCUGGAAGAAAACGGCACUCGAAGGCGAAAGAAAAUCGUCGUUAGCACGCAGCACAACAUCCAUUUUCGUCCCCAAGGCCAUUGAACCGUCGAAACCGUCGUUGCGUUGCUGUUAUUGUUGUUGUGGGUUUCGUCGGAAGGUUGCCAAGUCAGGCAAGUGGACGGCGGAGAAAAGGAGACGCACCAUUUCUCGCAGGUCCUGCGAACGGUGAAGAACACGGACCGACCGUCACUCGCAGGCGUGAAUGACAAUGGACUUCACACCGCUGCCGACGGAGCUGGAGGAGUUGAUACAGUGCAGCUGCUGCCAUCUGCCGUUCAACGACACGGACGCCAUCCCGAAGCUGUUUUCCUGUAGGCACUAUUUCUGUCUGAAAUGCGUCAGCCAGGUGCUUAUGAAGGGUACCGAGCUGUACUGUGUGCACUGCUGGAAACGUACCGAACUGAGUGGAUCGGAUAUGAAACCGGAGAAUCUACCGACACACAGUGCGAUACUUUAUUUGUCGCAAAAUUUGAGCAUGAUAUCGAGUGGAAGCGGAGGUUCGGGAACUGGCAGCGUUAGUGGCGGUGGUGGUGGUGGUGGUGCGGGUGCGGGUGCAGGUAUGUGUGGAACCGGUGGAAGUUGCAACAAAAAACCUCCCGACAAGAGUGGAACGAACGGAACUAGCGGAAUAGUAACCGCCACGGCAGGGGGUUUAGGCAACGGAAACGGAACCAGUAGUGCAAGCGGAUCGAAUGGAAGUUCAAGUACAAACGGUAACCUCGGAAUAGGUAGUAAUAGUGCGAAUACGGGUGGUGCCAUCGGUUCCGGAAAGUAUAGAAAUAAGGGCGAAAACUGUCACACACAUGCGAUGCCGAAUGCGCUUUGGUGUCUGAAGUGCAACAUCAUCCUGUGCCGGGCCUGUGCCAGCACCGAGGAACACCGGAAUCACACCGUCAAGACGCAAGCCGAAGCACGCGACCAGAUCCGGUCCGAUAUCGCUUCGGAUUUGCUGUUGAUGCAAAAGUCCCUAUCGGAGCUGCAGCAUUUCGUAUUUAAGCAGCGCGACUUUUUGCUCAAAAUCCUAGAAGCAUGUACGGCGCUGAAGACUCAGGUUGAAACGGAACUGAUCAAUCAUCUGCCCACGUUCGAGGUGGCAGAAAUUCGAAGUAAUCUUACGAAAGCGAAACUAUUCCUUAGCAUGCUCGAUCAGCAAUCGCCGGCGGAAGCGUACAAACUGUACGCCAAUUUGAAUAUCGAAAAACAGCGCUUACAGUCGAAGUACCAGGAGAUGUACCUGCAGUGUAAGCUCGACGAUUUGAUACAACACUACGGAAUUCUGUUUGAUUUCGAACUGAUCAAACAGGCCCUCUCGAAUUUAAACACAAUCGAUCCGAUUUCCUUCGGCAACGGUGCCAUCGGAGGCCUCGGAGUGACCGCCGGUGGUACCACAAUCAACGGGCAUCACAACUCGAUACUGUUGCUUGCCAACUAUUGCAUUUCGCAGCUGUACUCACGUCACAUUCUUACCUCAAAACAUCAUCACCAACAACAGCAACAGCAGCAGCAGCAACAGUCGCAGCAUAUUGAUCCUAGCCUGAACUAUGCAAUAUCAUCGCCCUCGCAGGGUUCUUCGGCGGUUCCCCAUUCGCCGAAUCACAGCGGAUUGCUCGGAGAACCGCCCGGCAUAACACAGACGCAACACUCCGGAAGCUACGCUAGUCAAUUGAACGAUAUGGCCAUCAUCAUUGCUCCGCCUUUGCACCAAUCGGGAAGCCGAACCGGUGUCGAUGGUAGCAGUUCGGCACGUACUUCCGGGUCCGGAUCGACAUAUCUGAGCGAAAUUCUGAACGGUAGCGCAUUGCAGCAUUUGCAUCAACAUUCCGGUUCUUCCCAACAUCAGCCGUUGACCCCACCCGGCCAUCCGCUGUCAUCAUCUUCUUCCAGUGUGGUUUCACUAGUUCCUUCUUCCGCCCAGCAGCAGGUCCAGAAGCAAGUACAGGCAGCCGCUGUCGGUUCCUCGCUCAUCUGUAACCCGUCGGUGCACGUCUAUCCGAUCUACUAUUUCAACAUCGAAAUCAACGGUCAACCAUUUGGGCGGAUCCUGAUCGAGGUUCGUAGCGACGUCGCACCGAAAAUGGCGAAAAACUUCGGUGCCCUGUGCAGCGGUGAUCUCGGUUUCGGCUACAAAGGUUGUAGCAUUUUCCAGUGCUGGGAAAACGAAAGCAUCAUCACCGGAGAUUUCGAGCUGAACAACGGGCGCGGUGGACGAUCGGUGUUUGAGGAAGGGUUCUUCAUGCCGGACGACACCAAGAUUCUGGCGAUCCGUGGUUCGGUCGGUAUGAGACGCAGUCAGAAGCGUCACGACAACAUGGGCCUGGUGGGUUCACAGUUCCGGAUCAUUCUGCGGGAGAUGCGUGGUUUCACCGGCAUCUUUGCGUUUGUCGUCGAAGGACUCGAACUGGUCGAGAAGAUCAGCCAGGCGGGCGAUUCGGCCGGCAAACCGCAGAGCAACGUGAUGAUCGUCAACUGCGGUAAGUGGCAGUGAGGGUGCGCCGCGGUGGGUAGUUGUUUACCUGGCAGGGCGGCGAUGCUGACCGGUUUCCUUCCUUAGCGGUGAGGUGAUUUUUUUUCUGUUUGUUUUAUAAAUUGUUUUUAUUCUAUCUAAUUUUACUCGUUGGAGGCAUACACAAACACACGUAGGUAGAGACAGGCUGUUGUUAGUUUUGUAUACACUUGUUUCGGUAUUAGAGCUUUAGUUGUUAGGGCGUUAUGUUUCUGUAUAGUACCUAAAUAGUAGCCGAAUAGUAAUAGUGAAGGACAAGGUGCGCUGAGGGUUGCUGGGGAUUCAGGAGGACAGUACUGGAUUGGGUUCGAAUUUUGCAAUUUGGUGUCGUUCGAAGAGCUGUUGUCCUUGACAUAGAAAAAAAAACAAAAACACUUUAACAUUGCUGAUUAAAGGCUUCUUGGCUCCAUAUCAAGUUCCAGUUUGUUCUUUACAAAUUUUUAGUUAAUCGAGCUUUGCCUCAAGGUAGCAAUCUGGAACUUGUGUUCUUUUGAAUGUUUUAGGGCGCACGUUUAGUGUGCAAUUUUUUUUUUGGAUCCCUUGUCUAAGCUAGGCUAAUCAGGAUUGGCCUUUUCUUUACUAUGAGCAGAAGAAUCGAAUUUCAAAAAUUUUCAGAUCACUCCACAUUAUUCAGAUCUAGAAAAAACACAGUUCGGUGUAAUUUUAAAUUGAGAAUGAAUUAACACAAAAAUGUUUGAUGGAAAUAAUGUUCUUAGAAUCCGGAUAAUUUUGGAUGAAUAUGUUGAAAUGAGAAAGCUUUGUGACAAAUGAAUCGAAAGUGGACUCACAAGCACAGUGUAGUAAAACCUCAUUCUAUUCAACUGAAACCGAAUGUGGCACACACUGCAGAUCACUCUGCUGCAGUAAACUUCACACAACAUUGGCUGACGUAUCGAAUGGGUAGCAUUCAGUUCUUCAUUUGUUUCUUUUUCAAUCGAAACUCAGUUUAACCACCCGUCAGUUGAUCUCUUCAAAUAACAAAAUAUCUCUUUUAAUUGAAUGAGAGAGCGCCCUUCAACUGAGGUUCAUAUAAACAUUCGAAUUGGUUCUAGAUAAUAGACGUAAGGUUACAGAAUAAACAUAAAUUAAUUGUUUCCUCUUUCAGUUUUUAUUCUUAAUACUUUGGAACGCAUCUCAAUAUACAUAUUUCAAACAGUCAAAAAUAACCGUUUUAAAUUUGCUGGUGAUAAUCGAAAACUCAAUUGAGAAUCGCCAUCCACUAUUUAUAAUUCUGACCGUUGAGAAAUUUGAUACCCGAAUUGAUGUUCAUUCGAAUUUACUCACAACCAACAGCGAAGACAAUGAAGCAGGUAGGCUACUUGGCACUUGAAACUGAGCAAGCAAAACCUCAAAUGACUAGGUAGGAUUAUUCAACUGACGAUUAAUUCUGGGAGCAUCAUUUGAGUAUGGCAACAAAAUUCAAUUGAAUGAGAAGUUUGCUGACAGUGAAUGACCAAACAUUUCAUUUUCGUCAAAUAAUAUUCAAUUGAAAAUGAAAAUUUACCUCACUGCUUACAAGUAUCGAUUUUGGCAGAGUUGCACACUCUCAACAAAAACAGGUGAGUCACUGAAAGCAAAGCAAAAUCUUCGUGUUACAUUCCUUUUGUGGAAUUUAACCAUUCUGCUUGAACAGACUUUUAGACAAAUUUUAAGACGUACACUGAACUGACAGUCUAUUCUUGGUGCAUAGAAUCAACAAUCAAGUUCCAAUUAAGUCUUGCAAAUUUUCAGCUGAUCGAACGUUACCUCAAGGUAGUAAACUGGAACUUGUGUUCUUUUGAAUGUUUCGGGGCGCACUUUUAGUAAGUGCAUUUUUACGGCUCCGUGAGCAAACUAAACUAAUCAUGUAAAAUUUUAGAUCCGAAUUGGAAUUAUAUUUCACUCGUCAUUAGUAUGAACAAAAUAGCUGCGAGACCUUGUGAUGCUCAGUUACAAAAAUCAAUUGAGAUUGAUCGAAAUGUUUGCUUAGUCCGAUUGAAAUUAUAUUCCAUUCUGAUUGAGUUGUUUUGAAGUUUUUUUUGUUUCGAUUCUAGAGGUUUCAACCCUCAGGUCAUUCGCCUCUUCGGGCCAGAAAAACUCUCUGACCCUAUGUGCGGGGUUGGGAAUCAAACCCAGACGGGUUGCGUGAAAAGAAUCGACUUACCCAUCACGCUAUAUCCCUCCCCUAAAGUUUUUGAAGUUGAAUUAUCCGGAAUAACAGAGGACAUAAAAAUUUCAUGCCAUUUCAUUAGCUCAAUGGAGACAAAAUGUUGCGGUUUUUUAUCCAAACCAUCAUGUUCUAAGGUAUAGUCUUUACAAAACACUUCGAGAAAACGUUCAUAGUUUCCAUUUUUUUUUGUUAACUGAAUGUAAGUUUUUGGGGCGAACUGAACUUUUAAAAUUUCCCCUAAAAACAAGAACGUUACAUUGCCAUUAUAAUAACAUUACAUUUGUUCUAUAAUAACACUAAAAUAUUUACAGCAUGAAACAGUUAGUGCUUGUAAAUUUUAUAUCUGCGUUAUAUAAUCACAUCAAGCUAACUAUGAUGCUAUGAAAUUGCAGUGCUUUUAUGCAUUUACAUUUCAAAUAGAUGGCUUAAUCACAAUGUUAAGGUUACAAUACGACAUCUAUGUCGUAUUAAUGUCGAUUCCAUGCUAGUUUAGUGCUAUCGCCUAAUGCUUGUGGUUCCUAAGGACUAAUCUCGCAGAACAGUUGUCGUAUAAUCGAGCCUCGAUCUGGACAGAAUCGAAGCACCUCCAUCAGCAUAACAUAUUUAAAAUACUUUUCAUUUUGAUAAUUGUUGAUUUUUGUUAUUUUAACUAUUAACGAGACCAAACUUACAUUGGCACUUGUUACAAAAACUACGCUAUAAGUAAACAUGAUGAUGCUGAUGAUCGUGACUAGCCAUGCAAUUGUCUUGUAAAUUUAGGAACCGGUGGCGAAGUCUGUUGAAACAGAACGGUAUGUGGUAUCCUGAUCCUACAUUUUUUACUUUGUUCUGUAAGUUAGAUCCUUUGUUACGUGAGGACUAGAGGAAUUCUUGUCAACAUUUAUAUAAGUCGAUUAAAUAUGACCGAUUAAAUCCGACUAAACCGAACCGAUCCGAUUAAACCGAUUAAAAAUAAGUGGAUUAAAUAUGAUUGAACAUGAACUGUCUUGCCAUUCUCAGACCGACAGGCUAUGCAACUAGGGAUGGCGGUAUUGUGAUCGAUUAAUAAUCCAAAUAAUCGAUUGAAAUUAAAUUUCGAUCGAUUAGUUUGAAACUAAUAUUUGAUUAUAAAAUAUUCGAUUCGAUUUAAAAAAAUCAAUUCAGUCAAUUAGUUUGAAAAUUACACUCGACUUUUAAAUAAUUGAGUAAGUCGAAAAAUACGACAUCCCUAUAUGCAGCUAUUGUGAAAGCUGACUUUUGACCCGAGGCCCGCAAGGCCUUGUGCCACAUACUAUUCGACUCAGUUCGUCGUGAUCGCAAAAUGUUUAUGUAACAGAAGAUGACUGAACCAAUUUUCUUAAAAAUGACGUUCAAAUGAAAGCUUAUUCUUGUUUAUUCGAAUCCGACUUCCAGUUCCGAAGAAAUCGGGUGCUGUGCGCCAAAAUUUCAAACCGUUUUUGUGUAAUGACGAGGCAAAACAAAAAUAAUAAGAUUUUAAAACCAGACUGAAAACCAAUUCAAUAUGAAGAUCUUGUUGAACGAUUGCCUUUUUUCUUGCAUUUAUUCAGUGGGAAGAUUUCGAUGAUUUUCACGCUCGCUUAUGAGAAGGCAUCAUUAUAUCAGUAGGUGGAUUCAAACAGGUAUUUUCAGUACACAGAACAUAUUCCAAACAUAUUUUUCUGUAUUCUGUCUAGCCAUAACCACUUUCCCUAAAAAUUAUUCAAGGCAUGAUUCAGUAAAUUGCUUUCGUUAUGACAUGAGAAUGACAUCAAAUUAGUUUAUCUUUUGUCUACACCCAAAGAGCAAAAGUUUAAAAGAAAGAUAGUUGAAUGAAAUAGUGAAAAUGAAACUUGCGAAAACAGUAUCACCCAGCGUGACAGAACUUCCAAGAACCUUCAAUGUGUGAAGAACUGCUCGGUGAUUGGGCUUUUCUGGUUACGUGGAGAAACCAAGACCAUAACGGAGAAAAUAUAGGCCCUUAUUACCGGUGUCACUACACGGUGAAAACCAAUUGAAGUGAUUGUGACCCUUAUUAUGGGUAUCACUUUACGGUGGAAAUCAAGUGAAGUGAAUGUAGGUCCUUAUUACGGAAGUAGGUUCAUAGACAAAAGUAAUUACUUGGAUGAACUUGAUGUCAUUAUGAACAUUACGCCACCAACAUUUUGUUGAAAAAAAUAGUUUUUUCCACCACAGUAACCUUUUCACUAUGCGUGAUACUGGUAAUAGGUAAAAUCAAGUGAAGUGACAUGUAAGUGAAGUGAAUGUGAAAGUGGAAGUGAGAACGGUAAUAAGGGCCAUAAUCAAAAUUUCGAUUGUAGAUUGAGAGAAAAGAGAACCCAAUGGUCAUGAACGUUAAUUGCGAUAUAAGGCCCCACUGAAUCCACGGAAAACUAUUGAUCUGACAUUCUUGUGAAAAGUUGAUCAUAAAACUUUUGUGCAAUGUUAAGGUGCAAAGUUUAUGAAUAGAUCAAUAUUAGCUUUAAACAACUAUUCGAAUCGAAUGUAAAAUAUGUUUUGUAAAAUAAAUUAUCGGGUUGUUUCUGAAAUGUUUUUUCCCGUCUUCAGGGUAGCUUAAUUGUAAAGCAGUUCCAAGAAGAGCAAUCAAGAUUUGGAGACUCGAGAUUCGCUUCUGGAGAUUAUUUUUCAAAGCAAGUUUCAUUUACGCUAUUUGUUACGUCUAUCUGAUUCAGUAUAUUUCAAGUUGGAUAUUUGAACAAACUCGGAUUUUUCUCGUGAUACACAGAAAAAUGAGUUUCCUGCCAAUAUCUAAUUGGUCGACAGAAAACACUAUGUAAAUUUCAGGCCUAGUCACAAGUCCACAGAUUAGUCGAUAAAAUCGUGGUUCGUCUUGCGUUUCUUCGCUUAUUCACUUUAGUUUUGGACGAAUCGGGUUAUCGAUGUUUGACAGUAGCAUCAAUAAUCGACAAAGAUAAAAAUCGAUUCACGCUGAUUUUUAACAGCAGUGAAUCGACUCUCAUAUUUUUUUGUAUCGAUGGGGAUCUAGAGUGAAUCAACAUCGUGCUUGAGGCACUCUUUUUUGGAUAAAUUUAAUGAAAUUUCGCUGAUUAAAUUCGACAUUUCAGUUCCAUUAGUUCACCAGGAAACGAAUGAUGGUCGUUUUGCUGAAGCGAAGCACGGAAAUAUUUAGCCUUUGUUCUUUUGUUUGCUUCUGAAUAAUUUUUCAUAGCUUAAGUAGCUACGAAAAUGUGUAUUUCGAUUGUCCAAUAAUCGAGCUAAUCGAAACUAGACUCUGGAUAGAAUUUUCUGAUAUUCGAUAAAGCAGGAUCAUAGUUUAACCUUAGUAAAAAUCAGUAAAUUUAAUCGACUCAACAAGGACAAAUGAAUGCCACUUCUAUUACAGUAUAUAGUCACUCUGAAGUUGGCUUAACCGCCACUUACGGCAAAAUAUACGACUACUCAUUCAAAAUAUUUUUCGCGGUUAGUGUGCAAUCACGAUUCCUAAUUCAGAUCGAUUUUCCAGAUGGCAAAUAUGGAGCUGGAAGUGUUUGCUGUUUUCAUGAAAAGAUAUUUCAUAGGCCAAUAUUAAUGAUUCUUGGUUACCUGGACAAGGCUUUCUGAACACUCUUGCGAAAGAUUACGAAGUCCAGUACCGGAAACAAAUUAAAUGCAAGGGACUUCGAUUAGUCUUUAAUGAUUGAAAUCUAGAAGUUUCAGAUUUGGCUGCUUAUUUGCGGUAGGAUUUACAUGAAUAUUUUGUUACUGAUCACAUCUAACAAUCCGUGACUCCAGAAUUGGAACUCUGAUCCAGAUGAAAUACACUAACAGCUUUUGAUUCUAAGCCUAAUCCGAGAAUAUAAAGUGCAUAAUUUUGUCACACAAAUGCACACUCUUGAACAGACAUUUUCAAAAUUUGACGAACUUUUUCGAAUGGUAUUUAAUAAUCGACCCUUCAGACAUCGGUUGAAGACUGGGUUUUCACGGUAAUCACAGUAGGCCCUGUAAUAUGAGAAAGAAAAACAAAAACAACAGCCCGAAUCCAUACAGCGUUCAUGUACGGUGAUUCGUUCAAUUGUGUUAUUUUUGGGACGCCAUUUGUAUGCUUGCAAUUUACAGAGCAGUUCUUCGGAUUUCCGAAACUUGGCAAGUUUGAGUCUAGCUUUUAGGGGAAACGUUUCACGCUAUUGAUUCUCUUUAUAGAUUUCAAACUGUUCAAACUGUUUCACUCUCAGAAAAAAAUUAAACUUACUUGUAAACUCCAUGUCGUGUCAUAAUUUCUUGAGUGAUGGCAGAAUAUUACAUCUAUUAACAUGUAAACUUUAAUUUGGUGUCUGUUACGAUGUCAACUUUAGCUCAAUUAACUUCACAUCGUUAAUGUUAUCAACCUUUUUUUCAUGCUUUGAAUUGUAAAUUUGAGUUAAUCGCGACGCUUCUUUCAUUUGCAUCUAUAGAGAUGUAUAUUUACACCAUUUUUUUCUAAGUGUGUAUGUCUCAUCAAAUUUUUUUGAAAAGCAAUUCCACUUAUAUUUGUCCGUUUGUUUAACCAAAUGUCAUGGUUUGUUACAUAUUCAACCUUAGUGACUUAGAAAAGAUAAACUAUAUCCAAACUGUUGACGUAGGACUAUACAUUUUAACCAAUAUUUCAUUCCGUAGAAGUAAACAUAAAAACCAAACGGUUAGUUUCGAUCGGAAGCAAGUCGUGAGUAAUUAUAGGACUUGGAAAGAAUCGACUAACAGAUUUUUUAUUGGAUGGUUAAAAAUUUUAUAUACACAUGAUGAUGCAAAUCCACAUAAUAUUUCAUUCACAAAAAGAUAUUCCGUCAAAUGAUUGAAUUUUACGAGAAUGACUAGAACCUGUGGCAAACCUUAAUACAUCAACGCAAGUUUAACACUUGCCAUGCUUAACACUCGAAUAUGUCGAUCCCAGAAGACGUAAAUUUACAUGAAUUUUGUGGAAAAUUAUUAAAAUUAUUGGUGGAAAUGGCGUUAAAAACAAAUCCGCCAAAUUUUUUUCGCUAACUUCUGCCGAAAAUGUAGGAAAUACAAAGUAAACUCAUUUACUCAAAUUGGUCGUCUCUGUUAGGGAAAGUCAUGCCACUGUCUUUGAAAAAUAAGUGAAUAUUGAUCGCUACUUGUGGAAUUUUCGUUCACUUGUCAAAAAAUAUAUAGUUUUAUCUACUUGAAUCGGUGCGUAGAUUUAUGUAUAUAAGCAAGUGAUUUCGAAUAUCUGUUCAAAGUUAAAAAGCAAUCUGAUUCUAAGCGUACAGAAUCAUAGUGCUACGAUCCUAUUGACACUAAGAAUCCUUCCAGGUCGGGGCUCGAACAUACGACAGCUUGUUUGUAAGAGCAGCGCCCUAAGCAUUGAACCGCCAACCCUGUUCAAUGUGGUUCAUUGAACAGAUGUUCAAAACCACCGUAUUUUAAACGUGUACUUCUUAAAAGAAAACGAAGUCGUACUUCUGCACACAUAAAAAAAUUAUUAUCAAAAGUUAGAUCAACUGGAAUUAACUGUUUGGUUUUGAAACAAUAGAAAAAAAACAUUACAAGAUUCAAGGUCUUUUGAUGACAACAAAAGAGUCCCGAACGACGCCAUCUCCAAACGCCACCCAAUGCGUGGUACUGUCAACUGUCCGCACCACACACCUCGAAAGAUUGGUCCUUCGGAAAAAAUAAAAUUAAAUGAAAAAAAAACAAUCGCAUUUCACGCUCUUAUUAUAAAGUCGUAGUCGUUGAAGUUUUAAGCCAAUAUUUUGUAGUGCGUAGUAAAAAAUCGAACGGGGUUCAAAUACCAAAUAGAAAUGGAAUGUGCGGAUCGCAUCUAGCAGUUCAUAACGAUAGAAGUAUAUAUUUAAACAAAACCAAAAAAAAAAACACAAAAACAAAAAAAAUCGAGUAGAGCGCAAGAGUGUGCAAUUAAAUAGCUAAGUUGGCAACAGUUCCGAACUGAGUGAAGCUCUAUCGCUGCGACCUUUUAUGUCUAACAUUGCAUACACAUUUUUUAUGAAACUGAUAAGGAAACGAUAAUUUAUAGAAACGGAAAGGGAGAUAAAAAAAUCUACAGGGUGAUACUGUUUUUCAUUUUAUCUAGUUACCAUUGGUAUGCAAAGCAGAACGAUGGAUCUUUUAAGCUAAAAACAAGUUAGGCAGCAGAAGAGAAAAAAAAAUUGAAACACAGAUCGAUUCCACCGACAGAAGCAAAACAAAACGAGAAACUAUUUCACCUUUGUUUAAAUUUCUACUGGUCGGGAGCGAAGAGCUAACCGGCAUUUUAGAUAAUUACUGGCACCGGGGGGAGAUUCGAUUCGAGCUCUGGCCUCAAGGCAACAAAACGGUGUUGCGAACGCGGAAUAAAAAUAUUCCUUAAUCAACGGAUUUGAAUCAACAACCAUCAAACUAUAAACAUAACAUAACAUCAGAAAGAAAAGAAAGUACAAUAACUAGCGGGACAAAAAUAAAGGUAAUUCACGCGGAAUGAUGACAUGAAUCGGACUAGGUUUAACUGUGUAGCGUAAGCAUAUUUAAUAAACAGUGAAUGUACACAAAUCUAUUUUACUGGACAGUAGAGGACAGGCAGAAAAAUAUAGAAAAAAAAACGAUAUAAAAACAAUGAUGUGUUAGUGUUGCUAAAAACUAUUUAUAUGAGCAUCGCCGAAGAAAGUAAAUACAAAGAAAAAGAAGAAAAAAAACGACUAAAUCAACCCUUUAUACGCGCAGAAAGAUACCUAUCCUAUGAAACACUUCAAUCGUAAUGUCAGUUAUUAUUCCUAAUCAAAAAAAAAUCGUACAGAAACAAAUACAACCGACUUUUUGUAAACGAAACCAUGAAUAGUCACACACACACUUACAGUGUAACACGCAGAAACUGAAGUAUAUCGCUAAGAAUAGUUUUUGAAAGUGAAAGAAGAGACUGAAUGUUUUAGAAAACGAAAAAAAACGAAGCUAAGAGUAUCGUUGAUAACCAAACCCGCAGGAUAACAAUAGAACAUUUCCCCCCCCCCCCCCCAAACAAAACGAAAAUCUCCGACGAUCGUGCACGGCUGCGCCGGAAGUAGACCAGUGGUCACGCGAAUCCUUUGCACACAUAUUCACGUACACACACACACACACAUACACUAACACACCGUCAUCCACAGUCGUUUAACUGGCGCCCGUCGUGGUGUGCGUCAAACCGUGUUUCGUACAGUUCGUUAAAACAACGUUCUCUUUUACUGUAACAAAAUACUAGAAUGAAUACGCAGAAGAAAAAAAAAGCGUAAAACGUGAAAAUAAUAUGAAAUAUGUUAUUCGGUAUCCGUGGUAACCGGCGUCAAAGCGUUGUUAUUUUAUGAAAUUAGCUGACCCAACAUUCACUCCGAACGAUACAAAAUCUAUACACGAGAAACACAUACACCGACACCGACUAUCGCAGUAAUCGCGUGAAUCAUCUCGCAUAGGUAAGCAACGUGUGCCAGGAAUGACGUGGACCAUCCCGUAAAUGGUCGGCGCCCGCCAAAAAACGGUUUACUAUCAUUAAUCGAAAAUCUUCAGUUGAGUUGUCAUUUUUUUUAUUUACUUUCUAUUCGAAAUAACACGCGACUAAAACUUGUAUUCUGGCAGCACUGAUAUAUAGAACAAGAGCAGAAAUAAAAAAAAACUCAGAUUCUCGUACUUUGAUGUCGUGAUGGGAAAGAAACGCAAGGCCUUCCAAAAUGGUACAAGAUGGAGAUAAUCAAGCGGAACGAUUUCGGUAGCAUAACGAACCUUUAAUAAUUACAACCAAACAAAAAAAAACAAAUAUAUAACAUUCGAUAUAAUAGUUUACUGAAGUAAAAAUCUCAAUUAUAACAUAAAAAAAACAAUGUCGUUAGAUUGCUCGUCGUCAAAAAACUAUGUUAUUACAACAAUCUGGAAACAACAUAUAUGAGGUUCGAUUGAAACAAAACAAAAAAUAAAAAAAAUACCAACAAUAUAUCUACCAGUAGAGAUCUAAAAUGAGAAAUAUAGAGAGCAAACAAUAUAACAUAAAAAAACAUGCUUAAAAUUGAUGUUGUAUCGUAUUAUCGUAUAUCCUGCGAACAUAAGUUAGCGUAGUGCAAAUUUCGGACACUCCGAAAAAAAAAGGAAAACAAAAUAGUAGACACAAACAUGAAAAGUCUUACUUACAACCGAACAGAAAUAAUUAAAAACAUCAAGUAAUCACGUAACGUUGUAGGUUUAAUCUUUUACGAAAACAAAAACUGCAAUUCUCACCAUAACAUAACCAACACACAAACUCAAACAUAUAGUAACAACAAACAAAAUUUAACAAAAUAUGGAACGCAAACUGUACCUGGUGUUAGAGCAAGAUUAUAAAAAAACAGGAAAUAUGUCAAACAAACCAAAAAAAAAAUACUAGAGCACGGCAACAACGCGUUAGUUGUUCGCGAUAGCGAAAUGAAAAGAAAACCCAUAUAUUUUUGUCGUCUUCUUCGAAACAUAGAACCUUAAAGCAAACAAACAACAACAAACUGUGCGCUAAAUGCAAAACCCGACAAAACAAAAAACAAAAAAGAAAAGGAUCUUUCAUCAACCGAGGAACAGCAACCAAAUAGUAAUCCAAAGUUAAAUAAAACAUUCUUUCAGACCAGUUUUAAUCUGACAAAUAACAAACAAAUGAAAAAAAAAAUAACAAAAAAGUACAUAACCGAUCACUAGCAUAGCGGAUGCGACGACGCACGUCCAUUCAGUCCUUCUAACCUUCGUAUUUCAAAACGAAACAAAAACUGAAGAAAAGAAGUAAAAGAAAAAACAUUCACAAAAACACACGGAAAGAAAUGAACUGUAGUAGGUGAUCUUCAAUUUCAACCAAAAAUAGGUCAAAAAUAGGCGAAACUCGAAAAAAAAACCGCAAGAAAGAAGCGUUAGUAAGGAUGUAAACAAGCAUACAAACAAAUCUAUAAAUAUAUACUAUCAACGGAGAGUACAGACAGUAUGUAUAUUCCACGGAAUGGAAGCGAAAAAUUGAAAAGUCUCUCGAUAACAUAAUGAUGCAAUAAACAGCAGAAAAGGA
Molecule: messenger RNA, 15409 nt
Organism: Malaya genurostris
Lineage: Eukaryota; Metazoa; Arthropoda; Insecta; Diptera; Culicidae
Exons: 2
Coding region: 1995-4277 (760 amino acids)
Biological process (GO): protein peptidyl-prolyl isomerization
Molecular function (GO): peptidyl-prolyl cis-trans isomerase activity; zinc ion binding
Source: RefSeq, a predicted model, not a curated record